Molecule: messenger RNA, 3945 nt
Organism: Lotus japonicus
Lineage: Eukaryota; Viridiplantae; Streptophyta; Magnoliopsida; Fabales; Fabaceae
Product: exocyst complex component SEC8
Exons: 28
Coding region: 286-3492 (1068 amino acids)
Biological process (GO): exocytosis; Golgi to plasma membrane transport
Cellular component (GO): exocyst
Source: RefSeq, a predicted model, not a curated record
AAAAAGGACCGUGUGAAAUUAUAAAUCCACAUGCCUCUUUUCUUUUCAUCAUACCAGUCAAUCAAUUCACCUCUUCCUCACGCGCUUCCUCCUCUCUGCGUCGCCACCACUCUUCCUCCGUCGUCGAUUCAUCCUUCACGGCGCAGCUCCACCCAGGUAAUUUGAAGUUCGAGAUUUGUCUUGGGUGCUGCUGGAGCUGAAUUUUGAGUUCGACUUGUGGGUUUUCUAGUACAAGUUAAUCUUGUAUUGUAUCUUCAUGGUGUGUGGAGACAUAGAAGACUCAAUAUGGGAAUUUUUGAUGAGUUACCUUUGCCUCCAGAAAAAGAGUAUCUGAGAGAAGAGAUCUCCAGAAUAGAUGAGAGUUGGGCUGCUGCUCGUUUUGAUUCGUUACCUCAUGUUGUUCACAUUUUAACAUCAAAAGAUCGUGAAAGCGCUGCCCAAGUUUUGAAGGAGCAAAGUGAUGUUAUUGAGGACGUUGUUGAUGAAGUAGUACAUUCUUAUCACAGUGGUUUCAACAGAGCUAUCCAAAACUAUUCCCAGAUCUUGAGGCUUUUCAGUGAAUCCACUGAAAGUAUAGCUGUCUUAAAGGUAGAUUUGGCAGAGGCUAAGAAGCACCUUAGUGCCCGCAAUAAGCAAUUACAUCAACUAUGGUAUCGGUCAGUCACAUUGCGACAUAUAAUCUCCUUGUUGGAUCAAAUUGAAGGCAUUGCUAAGGUUCCAGCUCGUAUUGAGAAACUCAUUUCAGAGAAGCAAUUCUAUGCUGCGGUUCAAUUGCAUGUGCAAUCAAUGCUGUUCCUUGAGCGAGGUCUCCAAAAUGUUGGGGCACUUCAAGAUGUCCGUUCUGAGUUAACAAAAUUACGUGGUGUCCUCUUUUAUAAGAUUUUGGAGGAUUUGCAUGCACAUUUAUACAACAAGGGUGAAUACAGCGCUGCUGGCUCAACUAUGCUAGAGAAUGACGAUGAAGUACCAACCACCACAUCUGUUGCACUCGGUACACAUAAUUCGCAACCCCUGUCUCGAAGAACCAGGUCACUCAAAGGUGACAAUCAGGCUACCCUCCAGAUUGAUGGGUCCUAUAGGCCAAGAUCUGCAGAUGGAGGUUCUUUUGAUGGCCAUGACGAUGAAGGCGCUUUGGAUUUAAAUGGGGAAGCUACGUUAGAUGGGAAUCUGGGAACCAUGAGAAUCAAUGGUAGUGAUGUCCCGAAGGAUGUCAACGCUGCUCUUCGUCAAAUGCCGACAUGGCUUUCAAAUUCGACACCAGAUGAAUUUCUUGAAACAAUUAGAAAGAGUGAUGCUCCGCUUCAUGUGAAGUAUCUUCAGACCAUGGUUGAGUGCCUUUGCAUGCUUGGCAAAGUUGCAGCUGCUGGGGCUAUGAUAUGCCAAAGGUUGCGUCCAACAAUUCAUGAGAUUAUUACAUCCAAGAUUAAAGCUCAUGCAGAGCUUUUGAGUUCGUCAAGGUCUAGAAUUGUUCAGGGUUCCCGAGCUGGAACAGGUGAUCUACACUUUAUAAAAGGUCAACUGGAAAGCUAUCAGUUGCCAAAACAGAAACGUAAAAAUGGAAUAUCUAUUGCGGGAACAUUGUUGGCUGUGAGCCCUGUAUCACCUCUUAUGGCCCCUGGCGGGAAAGCACAGGUUGCUGCUAAGGAGCUUCUUGAUUCAAUUUUGGAUGCUGUUGUUCGAAUAUUUGAGAACCAUGUCGCUGUUGGGGAGCUUUUGGAAGCAAAAGCCUGUCAGCAUGCUGACAUGAACACACCAAAAUCAAUGCCAGUAGAUGUGAAUUGGAACCCUGAUUCUGAAACCUCUCAAGCCACAGGGGGUUACAGCUUAGGUUUCUCCCUUACAGUGUUACAGAGUGAAUGCCAACAACUUAUAUGUGAAAUUCUGCGGGCUACUCCUGAAGCUGCAUCUGCAGAUGCUGCGGUGCAAACGGCUAGGCUUGCAAGCAAAGUCCCUUCAAAAGAUAAAAGGGAUGGAUCGGAGGAUGGUCUUACUUUUGCAUUCCGGUUUACAGAUGCUAUGAUAUCUAUUCCUAACCAGGGUGCUGAUCUUGUUCGCCAAGGAUGGAGUAGGAAGGGUCCCAAUGUGCUGCAAGAGGGUUAUGGUUCUGCAGCAGUUUUGCCUGAGGAAGGCAUAUAUUUAGCAGCAUCUGUAUACCGACCUGUGCUUCAGUUCACAGAUAAAAUUGCUUCAAUGCUGCCAACAAAGUAUUCUCAACUUGGCAAUGAUGGGUUGCUAGCUUUUGUGGAGAACUUCGUGAAGGACCAUUUCUUACCAACUAUGUUUGUGGACUACCGAAAAGGCGUACAACAAGCUAUAUCAAGCCCUGCUGCAUUUCGUCCAAGGGCACAUGUGGUUACUGCUUACACUCCGUCAAUUGAGAAGGGUCGACCUGUAUUGCAAGGAUUACUGGCUAUAGAUUACUUGACAAAGGAGGUACUUGGCUGGGCACAAGCAAUGCCCAAAUUUGCUAAUGAUCUUGUGAAGUAUGUGCAAACUUUUCUGGAGAGGACUUACGAAAGAUGCCGGACUUCAUACAUGGAGGCUGUUCUUGAAAAGCAGAGUUACAUGCUUAUUGGGAGGCAUGAUAUUGAGAAAUUGAUGAGGAUUGACCCCUCAAGUGCAUAUUUACCAAACCUGCUCGGUCAUAUUAACAUGGAAAGUAAUUCCUCUGAUGCUGAAACAAUUGAGGCUGAAUCAGAGCUAAGUGAAUUACUGCUAAGUUUGCGUCCUAUUAAGCAGGAAAACCUAAUCCAUGAUGACAAUAAACUUAUUUUGUUGGCGUCCCUUAGUGACUCAUUGGAGUAUGUUGCUGACUCUAUUGAAAGGCUUGGACAAACAACUCAAAGAGCAUCAAAUCAUGUGGAAGGAAAAUACCAUAGUCAUUCAGACGGUGCGCCUGCAAGGAGUCUAGGAUCUUUUGCUCAAGAUUAUAGGAAAUUGGCAAUCGAUUGCCUCAAGGUUUUACGUGUAGAGAUGCAGUUGGAGACAAUAUUUCAUAUGCAGGAAAUGACAAAUACAGAAUACUUGGAUGAUCAAGAUGCUGAAGAACCAGACGACUUCAUCAUUUCGCUCACUUCACAGAUAACACGAAGAGAUGAGGAAAUGGCUCCUUUUAUUUCAAAUUCAAAGCGGAAUUACAUAUAUGGUGGAAUUUGUGGGGUUGCAGCAAAUGCAUCAAUUAAGGCUUUGGCAGAUAUGAAGUCUAUUAAUCUCUUUGGUGUUCAACAAAUAUGUCGAAACUCAAUCGCAUUGGAACAGGCACUUGCAGCGAUUCCAUCCAUAGAUAGCGAAGCAGUGCAACAAAGACUGGAUCGAGUCCGCACCUACUAUGAACUACUAAACAUGCCAUUUGAGGCCCUGGUCGCGUUCAUUACAGAACAUGUUCACUUGUUUACUGCUAUAGAGUACGCCAACCUUCUUAAUGUUCAGGUCCCUGGAAGGGAGAUUCCUCCUGAUGGACAGGAUCGAGUAUCUGAAAUAUUAUCCUUGUAGUCUGUUCAUUCACUUGUGUUCUGGAGUCUUUUUGGGAACGUUGGGGUGAUCGCAUCAAUUAGGUUUCUGAUCCUUAAUUCUGAAAAAUGCUAAUGCAACUAGCCGAUGCAGAUCGCCUAUUUUACGCGAAAUUACAACUGACUAUACUACAAGUUAGAAGGUGAUUUUUGAUUUUGCCCUUGAUAGCAGUUCCAUUUUCCCCCUCAUUUGUUUGUAAAUUGUAAUUUAUAAUGUGAUGUCAAUUUUGGUUGCUGCUGCUUUCCUUUUGGGCUUUCUCGCUCUCUCGGUCUCAAUUUUUGGGUUUAAGUUGUGUGAUGAGAAAUUGAAUUCACGUUAAUGUUACCAACAAUCUGAUAGUCACUUGUAUAUUUUUCUUGCUAAAGAUAUUGUAUAAUUACCUUUCUACAAAUGUGUGGCCUAUUUUAGUAAAUAAUUCGAAAUUUGUCCCGGCAA